Messenger RNA from Callithrix jacchus (white-tufted-ear marmoset), 3021 nucleotides. It is a transcript of the gene KLRG2, whose product is annotated as killer cell lectin like receptor G2. NCBI's taxonomy places the organism in Eukaryota, Metazoa, Chordata, Mammalia, Primates, Cebidae. The record is from RefSeq and is a predicted model, not a curated record.
CCAAUCCAGACGCAGGAGAGUGAAGCCCCUCUGCACCUGGGCUCAGGUGCCCUCCUUGGCGUCUCCGGGUGCAGGGCGCGCGGGAUGGAGCGGGCCAAGGAGGCUGCACCCGAAAGUCAAGCUGGGGCCGAACUCCCAAUGGAGCCCAUGGGAAGCCUGCUUCCCGGGCUGGAGCAGCCGCAGGUCCCCGCGGAGACGCGACAACCUGAGGGUCCCGAAAGCAGCCCGACUCCGGCCCGGACAGUGGAGGAGGCGGCGGCCGCGGACCCGGAGCCCUCGAGCGAGAAACAGCUGCCCUUGCCUCGCCCCAGGCCCCUGCGCUUGCCGCCGCUCAGCCGGGGCUACGGCGCCUUCGGUCGCCUGGGGUCUGCCUACCCCGAGCCGCCGUCGCCGGGCCCCUCCUCUGCUGAGCCGCCCCGGAAUAGCGAGGCGCCCGGGGCUGAGCCUGCGCCCGGAGCCUGGGCGCCCAUAGAGCUGCAGGUGGACGUGCUCGUGAAGCCCGUGGGCGCGGCCGGCAGCAGCCGCACGCCCUCGCCCCGGCCCUCCACGCGCUUCCUCACGGUGCCGGUGCCCGAGUCCCCCGCAUUCUCCCGCAGCGCGGCCCUCGCGCACCAGCUCUUGCAGCGCGCACCGUCCCCUGGCGGCACGUGGAGCCGCGGUUCGCCACUGGCUGCAGCCCGGACGGAGAGCGGCUGCGACGCCGAGGGCCGGGCCAGCCCCGCCGAGGGAAGCGCCGGCUCCCCGAGCUCCGCGACGUGCUGCCGCUGCAAGGAGCUGGGGCUGGAGAAGGAGGGUGCGGCGCUGCUGCCCUGCGCGGGGUUGGACCGCGACAAGAAGCUGCCCCGGGCCGUAACGCACUUGGGGCUGUCUGUGUACAUGAAGUCCCUGCGCUGGGCCCUGGCGGUCAUGGCUGUGCUCCUGGCCGUCUCUGGGGUUGUCAUUGUGGUCCUGGCCUCAAGAGCAGGAACCAGAUGCCAGCCGUGCCCCCCAGGCUGGGUGUUGUCCGAGGAGCACUGCUACUACCUCUCUGUAGAAGCGCAGGCCUGGGAAGCCAGCCAGGCUUUCUGCUCAGCCUACCACGCUACCCUCCCCCUGCUGAGCCAUACCCAGGACCUUCUGAGCAGAUACCCAGUCUCCAAGCACUCCUGGGUGGGGGUCCGGCGAGGCCCCCAAGGCUGGCACUGGAUCGAUGGGGUCCCCCUGCCAUCCCAGCUACUCCCCGAGGAUGGAGAGAACAAUCUGGAUAUCAACUGCGGGGCCCUGGAGGAAGGCACGCUGGUCGCUGCAAACUGCAGCGCUCCAAGACCCUGGGUCUGUGCCAAAUGGACCCAGUGAUCUGGGCUCUGCCUGUCCUCAGCCUGCCAGGCGGAUGCAGCACCCCAACACGGGAGGUCAGUUGAGAGCUGGGCAGCCUCUGCCUGGACCCGGGCUCUGGGUCUCCCUGAUCUGCUCAAGCAGGCCCACAUGAGCGAGCCUAGGAGCUGGACUUCAACCCAGGAAGAUGCAUCUGAGGGAAAGGAGAUUUUCUGUGGCUCAGGCCUGAGUGCCAAUAUUAGUUUCCACUUCUGUGGCGGAUUGGUUUGAUGACAUCGGACAGUUGUUUAACAUUUCUGAGUCCUGGUUUCAUUCAAAUGACAAUUUCUCCCUAGAGGAAAAAGACAGGGUUGACAACCACAGCUGACUCCAAUUAGGUUCUCAUUCCGGCUCUUGGAAAUGAGUCCCAUUGUUCAGUGGCAAUGGGACCUGGCAGGGAUACAUCAUGGCUGUGCAUUCUAUUUCAGGCAGCCGGGUGUACGUCCGACACAGCCUACCCGCAGCCUCUGUGGAAAAUAACCGAGCAAAAGGAGCGGUCAGCCCCUGGAGGAGGGGAGAGUGAGGUUUCCCUCCCUGCCCUGAGAGUUGGCAAAGGGUUGGCAGACAGAAAGAUUCCGGGUGGAGAUCCCACAUGUGGGCUGGCCUGCCCCUGACAAGCUGAUGCCUAAAGGCAAGACAAGGCAGAGAGGACAGGGCCACCUAGCAGGAGAAGCCAGGAGAGCACCCCAGCUUGGUAGGCCGAAGCUGAGGAGUCCGAGCGAGGAAGGACUCAGAGAAAUGCCAGCAGGUUCCAGGCAGCUCUUCCACCCACAGCUGCAGACACAACAAGCCUGGGGAUGUCUCUGUGCUGGGGUGUGGUGAGGACCUUCAGCCUAGAGGAAGUGGCUGACAGGGUUGUAUAGUCCCUUAAGUCCAGCUAGACCUCCAAGCAUCAGGAGCCUGGGCCUGCAUCUCAGCUUGGUGGUGAGCAGGUACUCACCUGGCCAGUGCAAGCCAGCCUUCCCUCUAAAGUCAGACCACGCACCCAGAUCCCUCCCAAACAGAAAUCUUUAUUGGUGCAUUUGAAUCAGUAACUUGUAUGGGCCAUCUGGGAGAAUGGGAUGGAGAGACCUAGAUGGGAGAAAUUUCUCACACUCAUGAGACAUAACAAAAAGGGAAAUGGAACUGUCCUGGCUGGAUGUGAAAUGCAUGGCUCAACUGAGGCAGGUGCCAAUCAAGAUACAGCCCACGUGGGCAGGAAGCUGUGUAUGUGACCGCCCCCAGCCCUGCCAUGUGUUCCCAGGGUCUGUGUCCAGAGAAAUGACACAUCUGUAGGUCAUGAGUAUACAGAACCUUAUCUAGCCUUCUCAGUACCUUCCAGAGAAGGGAAGUUCGGUACUCAGUCACCCGGCUGUGGCUGAUUGGUUUCAUGACAUUGGGGUGGCGGUUUAGCAUUUCUGAGCCUUGGUUUUAUUAAAACGACAAUUUCUCCUUAGAGGAAAAAGACAGGUUAACAACCACAGCUGAUUCCAAUCUGGGUUCUUAUUCUGGCUCACAGAACGUUUAUGCCGUGUCCCGCUCUAGCCCUUGCUCCCUGCUCUCCCAUUUCUAGUGCAGCACUGGCAGAGCAGAAAUAUUGAGUUAAAGACCGCAACAUCCAAAACAAUUAACUUUUGGAACUCUCCCGUCCCAGAAGGUAUAGCUAAAAAAGUAAUCAUAAAAAUAAAA